Molecule: messenger RNA, 3174 nt
Organism: Scomber japonicus (chub mackerel)
Lineage: Eukaryota; Metazoa; Chordata; Actinopteri; Scombriformes; Scombridae
Gene: ptprc
Product: protein tyrosine phosphatase receptor type C
Exons: 21
Coding region: 1-2613 (870 amino acids)
Biological process (GO): negative regulation of protein kinase activity; protein dephosphorylation; positive regulation of peptidyl-tyrosine phosphorylation
Molecular function (GO): protein binding; protein tyrosine phosphatase activity
Source: RefSeq, a predicted model, not a curated record
AUGACAACCUGUGACUGUGACAGUCCAACAACCCCACUGAUACCAGAAGAUGUUAAGAAGUUGACGGUGACUGUCCCAGAGCAUAACGUGAUCAAAGUAACCUGUCAAACUGUGACAAAUUUCUUUGGGCCUGACAGGUUAUACAUUGCAAGUCUUACUUAUGAUCAUGGGGUCAUUCAGGGAUCACCACCGAAGAAAGAAAAAUGUGAAUUUGUAUUCAAAGAUCUAAGCUACUUAACGGAGUAUAAAGUGAAGGUGGUCGCUUUCAACGGAAAAUUUUCCAGCAAAAUAAUCAAGAAGGAAACAGUUAGCACUCACUACAAUGACAAAGCUGUUAUUGGUUUUCUGGUCUUCCUCAUCAUCCUCACAUCUGUGGCCCUCCUCGUGGUCAUCUACAAAAUCUACAUUCUUCGACACAGGAAGUCUCAUGACAUGACUGAAAACCUGAUGCUUAUUUCACAAUCAAAUGAUGAGGACAACUUGCUGACUAUCGAGCCAAUCGCAGCAGAGGUCUUGUUGGACACUUACAAGAGGAAACUUGCUGAUGAGGGAAGACUUUUUCUGGCUGAGUUUCAGAGCAUCCCCCGAAUUUUCUCAAGGUACACCGUGAAAGAAGCCAAAAAGGCCUGCAAUGCCCCCAAGAACCGCUACGUGGACAUCCUACCAUAUGAUUAUAACCGUGUCGGGCUGACCACAGGAAAUGGAGAGACAGGAUGUGACUACAUCAACGCCAGUUUCAUUGAUGGAUACAAGGAAUCCAAGAAGUACAUUGCAGCUCAAGGGCCGAAAGAAGAGACAGUGAGUGACUUCUGGAGGAUGAUCUGGGAGCAGCAGUCCUCUAUCAUUGUCAUGGUAACACGCUGCGAAGAAGGAAACAGGGUCAAGUGUGCGCAGUACUGGCCGUCUCCAGACCGAGAGACAGAGAUCUAUGAGGAGUUUGUCGUGAAGCUGAACUCAGAGGACCACUGCCCUGAUUACACCAUCCGCCAUCUCAGCCUGACUAAUAGGAGAGAAAAAAAUUCAGAGAGAGAGGUGACCCACAUCCAGUUCAUGAGUUGGCCAGACCACGGCGUCCCAGGAGAACCCCACCUUCUCCUGAAACUGAGACGGCGAGUCAACGCUUUUAAGAACUUCUUCAGUGGCCCCAUCGUCGUCCAUUGCAGUGCUGGAGUGGGCAGAACAGGCACCUACAUUUGUAUUGAUGCCAUGAUGGAAGGUCUGGAGGCAGAGGGCAGAGUGGACAUCUACGGCUACGUUGUCAGACUCCGCAGACAGAGAUGUCUCAUGGUUCAAGUCGAGGCCCAGUACAUCCUGAUUCACCAGGCACUGCUGGAGCACAACCAGUUUGGAGAAACUGAGAUCCCCCUGUCUGAGCUCCACAGUACACUGAGCGUGCUGCAACAGAAAAACUCCGACAAUGAAUCCACCUUGAUGGAAGAGGAGUUUGGGAGACUGCCAAACUUUAAAAACUGGAGGACAUUCAACACAGGGAUCACAGAAGAAAACAAGAGCAAGAAUCGCUCCUCAUCUGUUAUCCCAUACGACUACAACAGAGUGUUGCUGAAGAUGGAUGAAGGACGCAGUCAUGACAGUGAGCACGAUGACGAUGAAGAAGAAGAGUCAUCGGACGAAGAGGAUGACGAAUCCACAAAAUACAUCAAUGCGUCCCAACUUGAGGGCUACUGGAGCCCACGCGCCUUCAUCGCAGCACAGACUCCACUGCCAGACACCAUCGCUGACUUCUGGAGCAUGAUUCACCAGAAGAAAGCAUCCACUGUCGUCAUGCUCUCAGACAGCAGUGAGGGUGAUGAGGACUCUGUGUAUUGGGAUAAAGAGAAGAAAACAUUUGGGGAAAUUGAGGUGGAGGUGACAAGCACUGACAUCUCCCCAACUUUUGUCAAACGCAACAUGCAGAUCCGCCACGUCAAGAGGAAAGAGGGUCGGUCAGUGAAGCACUUCCAGUUCCUCAAGUGGGUGAACACAGACCUGCCAGAGAAAUCUCAAGAUCUGACAGACAUGAUCAAGGACAUCAAGCAGAGUUUUGGCAGCGGCAAAUCACAGGGAAGCGUGCCCAUUGUGGUCCACUGCAAUGAUGGCUCGUCCCGUUCGGGGAUUUUCUGUGCUCUGUGGACCCUGCUGGACAGCGCUGAGAGUGAAAAGCUACUGGAUGUUUUCCAGGUGGUCAAAACCAUACGCAAGGAGAGACAGGGCAUGUUCAGCAGCAUGGAGCAGUACAAGUAUUUGUAUGAUGCAGUGAGGUUGGUCUACCCUGUCCAGAAUGGGGAGGUGAAAGGAGUACAGACAACAGCACAGGCAACAGUACAGGCAACCUCCUCUGUCCAGAUUGUAAAUGAAACCGAAGCAACACAGCAAUCAGCUGAGAAGGCUGAGAAGGCUGAGAAGGAUGAGAAGGCUGAGAAGGAUGAGAAGGCUGAGCAGUCAGCCAGCACUACCAUCAGUGAGCAGCAGGGGGAAGCAGAGAACACUCCUCUGGUGGCUGAUGGAGGGAAGGAAGACAAAAAACAGGAGCCUGAAAAAGGGUCCAGCGGUCCCACAGAGACAACACCACUGGAGGACACCAGCAACGGCACCACUGUCACUGUGGAGGUCUGAGGAUGAGCAGGUGCUCUGCAGUCACUUAUGAAUAAGCGCUUUGGUACAAUGCUUUCUGAUUUUGAAUGUAUAAAUGUAAAGCUUCAACAGUGUGGUUUUGGGUGUGAUUUGAUAAGAAAAUUGAUCAAAUGUUUUCAUGCCAAUCUCCAAAAAAAUAUGAUUUAAGUUAUACUUACUUACUUAUACUAUAUUUUGUGAGUUCACUAGAAAUGCUGUUGUCAAACUUUGAGGUCCUUGAUUCACAUUUUGAAUAUAUAAGUUUAUUAUAGAAGCUGUUCUGCAUUCCACAUUACAUUACAUUGCAUUUUAGUUUUGAGUUAGCUUUUAUAUCAUUAUCUUUGCUUAAAUAAUGGAUGCUAAUUGGUGUUAUAUACUGUAUUCAAUUUAUGUGGUUAAGUUUUGAAUUUGUUACACUGUCAAUUUAUGAAAUGAGAGUAAGAUAGUCUUAUCUAUGCAGUAGCCUACUUGUUUAUUUACUAUUCACCAUUUUACCUGAUUCAUGUAGUUAAGGUCUUAAUUUGUAACACUGUAAUUUCAUUAAAUAAGAGUAAGAUAGCCUUA